This is a messenger RNA of Aspergillus aculeatus ATCC 16872, 784 nucleotides long. RefSeq lists its product as uncharacterized. The record is from RefSeq and is a predicted model, not a curated record. The transcript has 2 exons. NCBI's taxonomy places the organism in Eukaryota, Fungi, Ascomycota, Eurotiomycetes, Eurotiales, Aspergillaceae. Bases 53 to 583 code for a protein of 176 amino acids.
CAGUCAGUCGUUCUCAGACUCAAUCAACCCAGUUAUUCUCAAGCACACCACAAUGGCGCUCGAUCUUAUGAUUGUCUCCGCGGGCAGCCUAGCCCUAAAGCUUCUCCGAGUGACUCCUCAGAUCACCACCACCAUCCUCCUCAUGAAUCGCCUGGCCCAAUACUUCGCCCUCUCCACCUUCCUGCCCCCUCACACCUCGCCGAAAAAAAUCGACCACGUUGGCGCCGCCUUCCAGCACUGGCUGCAGACUGUCGUUCCCCGCGUCUGGACCGGGGUCAUUGGCAUUGUGCUCUUGACUCGGGUGGCCCUGAUCCUGAACCUCUUCGUACGCCCGGAUGACCUCGCCGGAAGCAACGCCCGCUUUCUUUAUGGGGUUGGACUUUUCCUUUCGUUUGCGCACUUGGCCGUGGCGCCGAAAAUGUUGAAGUUCGAGAAGCGCAUGAUGAGCCCCGAGACGGUACCACAGGUUGCCAUAGAGUUGCUGGCCGGCUGGAUGAAGGUCAAUAACAUACGGUUCUGGGUGGUGGAUGUGCCUUUCUGGGUGGUUGGGGUGUGGGCCACUAUUGAAAGUCUGAAUGCCUAGAUGAAAGAAUUGUGUUGAAGAUUGGUAUGUCUGGAGGGUUAUUCCUGAGGAAAGGCAAUGGAGGUGUACAGGUAGAAAGUGAAGUGCAGAGUGAUAGCAUCAGUCUACUACAAUUCUGGUUGCGAGUGGGGAUAGCAUGCAAAUUUGAGGUUGUAUGCUCGGAAACGGUGAUCUUUGGAUUCUAGCUAGGUGAAAAUUGUG